Molecule: messenger RNA, 2403 nt
Organism: Blepharisma stoltei
Lineage: Eukaryota; Ciliophora; Heterotrichea; Heterotrichida; Blepharismidae
Source: the annotation of a GenBank genome assembly
AUGGAAAGCUAUAGGAAUAUCAAAAUUUAUGAUGCUGGCACUUAUUUCUUAAUCACAGGCCAAAAAAAGACAUCACCUCUAUACAGCAUGAUAAAAAUCAUUAAAAGUUCUGGACCUAUUUCUAUCCAAGAAGAUUUUCAAACUCUAAGUCAAAAUGAUCUGCUUAUGUAUCUCAGUAACAUUCUUCCAAAGGACAACAUACGCACAGCCACAGAAGCUGAAGCUAUACUAGGACUCACAAAAUUUCUCCAGGGUUAUUACUUAUACUAUAUCACGAAAAGUCAAAAAGUUGCCAAAAUUAGAGACCAGUCGAUAUACAAAAUUCAAGAAACCAAACUUUUAAAGCUUUUCCCAGAAAAACAGAAAUCAGAAGAAAAGAGAUACAUGGAUAUUUUUAGCGGUCUCGACAUGGCUAUGGGAUUUUAUUACUCUUAUACCUACGAUCUCACUCAUACGCUUCAAGAAAACAUAUCCUCAAUGAUGGGAGACGACAAAUCCUUAUCGAGGUCUAACAAAAGGACUCAGUCUCAACAUCAUUUGGGAGAAUGCGUCAAUAAUGAAUGUGAGCACGAAUGAGAAUACUAUCCUUGGAAAACCAUGUAUGUGUGAAACCAUGAUCAAAUGAUAUCAGUCCUAUCAGCACUUAAAGACAAAACUUGGAUAACUCCUAUAAUUCAUGGGUAUGUAGGGUACCAUUGCCUGUCUAUGGUAGGAAGAAUCCUUGAUUUAGUCGUCAUUGCGAGAAGAUCAAGAUAUUUUGCUGGCACAAGGUAUCUAAAAAGAGGACUCAAUGAAGAAGGAAAAGUUGCCAAUGAUGUAGAAGAAGAACAAAUUCUUAUUGAUAAAGGACCUUUUGGGCCGAUGAGCUCUUUUGUACAAGUUAGAGGAAGUGUUCCUCUGUUUUGGUGCCAAGAGCCAAACCCAGUUAUCCCACCUCCUGCAAUUAUUUUGAAUAAAAAUGAUUUUUUAAGAGAAGGUACAAGAAAGCACAUAGCUGAUUUAUUCCAGAGAUAUGGAAAACCAUUAAAUCUUAUUAGUUUGCUGAGAUAUCAAAAAAAGCACAAAGAAAAUGCAAUUGCACAAGAAUAUUUCAGAUGCGUUGAGUAUCUUAAUGGCCAUCUCCCAGAUAAGUAUAAGUUGAAAUUUUAUCCAUUUGACAUAAAAACUGAAGAAAAAACAUCAAGGGCGAACAUGAUAAACAAAAUGUACAUUCUAGCUGGAGAAUGCUUGGACCAAACUUCAAUUUUCACUUGUAAAUUCAAAACAAAUGGGCUGAUGAAGUGCGCUUUUCAAAUAGGAACAGUAAGAACCAAUUGCAUUGAUAGUAUUGAUCGAACUAAUAUAGCCCAAAUGCUAGUUGCAAGAGUUGCCCUAGAAAGACAGCUAAAAGAAAUGGGCUUGGCACAAUACCUUAAUAUAGAUUCAAUGAUAAUUAGACUGAUAAGCCAGCUUUAUGAGGAAAUGGGAGAUAUGAUUGGAAUUCAGUAUUCAGGCUCAGAAGCCCACAAAGGGAAAUAUAUUCAAAAUAAAAAGAAAAAGAAAAAAUUCACAGCGAUUAAGAGACAUUGGGCAAAUCUCAUAACAGAUCCAAAAAAGCAGCAGGCCAUGAACCUAUUUUUAGGUGUUUAUAAGCCUCUCUUAAAUAAUGUCCCGCUUUGGGAAAUUGAAGAUGAUACGAGGCUUCAUAAUCCAAUUGAUCUAAAUAAAAAAAACCCUGAAAAAGAUUGAUGGAAAAUUGAAGUAGGGAGAUUUUUGAAAAGGCUGGGGAUUUGGAGCUCAGCUGCAAAAGAAGAAUUCAAUAGGAGCUUUCCAAUCCGCAGGGUUUUCAGCGAGACAAGCUUGAGUUUUGGCUCUUCACCUAAAAACGCCCCAGUAAAAAAGAGAACAAGAACUUAUUCAGUAUCCAAGGGUCUUUUCACCCUUCCAAAAUCUUCAAAGAUGUCCUAUUUUGACGAAAAAAUGCCUCACCCACAUUGCAAAAUAGUUGAAAUUCCCUUCUAUGAUCCAAUAACAUAUGAGUUUUCAGGGACUGAAAAAAUUGAAGAAAAAUCAUUAGAGCUUGAAAAGCCUUCAUAUUUAAAACUAAAGUCAGAUGAACUUGCUGUAUUUGAAAACUCUUUAAAGAAUGAGAAUAAAAAUGAUGAAAGCUUUUCUGAAAAAGAAGCUGAGCAAGAAGAUUUUUGCGUUGACCCGAAAGAGCUUGUUAAAGAAGCAGGAACAGAUCUCGAUCUCUAUUUUAAUAUAAAAUUAGAUGGAGAGUUUAUGUUGGAGCAAGAAGAAACCGAAGACAAUGAUAAGAGCGAAGUGAGUGUGAUUUUAGAAAAUGAAGAUGCCUCUCAUAAAGUUCAUAUUUUAGAGAACUAUGUAGACUCAAAGCCUAGCACAUAUGCAAAAAUAUUGUAA